This is a messenger RNA of Chrysemys picta bellii (western painted turtle), 5250 nucleotides long. RefSeq names its product MIER family member 3 (gene MIER3). Gene Ontology annotation, molecular function: transcription corepressor activity; histone deacetylase binding. Gene Ontology annotation, cellular component: nucleoplasm. The record is from RefSeq and is a predicted model, not a curated record. Gene Ontology annotation, biological process: negative regulation of transcription by RNA polymerase II. Lineage: Eukaryota; Metazoa; Chordata; Testudines; Emydidae.
CCUCUCCCUCCCUGGCCGUCUGCGGCUCCAGCUCUGGCUCCGGCUGCCAUUGGCUUAGCGGCCCCAUCCGGGCACUUGGCGCAGCGCUACUGCUCAGCCCGAGCGGUCCCAAUAUGGCGGAGGCUUCCUUUGGAAGUUCGAGCCCAGUUGGUUCUUUAUCUUCUGAGGAUCAUGAUUUUGACCCUACUGCUGAAAUGUUGGUACAUGACUAUGAUGAUGAGAGAACUCUUGAAGAGGAGGAAAUGAUGGAGGAGGGCAAAAACUUCAACUCUGAAAUUGAAGAUUUAGAAAAGGAAGGAAGCAUGCCUUUAGAAGAUUUACUGGCUUUCUAUGGCUAUGAACCUACAAUUCCAGUUAUAGCAGGUUCCAGUGCAGAUAGCUCCCCAAGUGAACUUGCGGAUGAACUUCCAGAUAUGACUCUGGACAAAGAGGAAAUAGCUAAAGACCUCUUGUCAGGUGAUGAUGAAGAAACACAGUCUUCUGCUGAUGACUUGACACCAUCAGUUACUUCACAUGAAGCUACAGACUUCUUUCCUCGACCAUUAAGAUCAAACACUACGUAUGAUGGAGAUAAGGAAUCGGAUGGUGAAGAUGUUGAGGCAGACACUGGUAAUUCAUCUGAAGAUUUGAGGAAGGAAAUAAUGGUUGGUUCGCAGUAUCAGGCUGAAAUACCACCUUACCUGGGCAAGUACAGUGAUGAUGAAAAGGUGUAUGAAAAUGAUGAUCAGUUACUUUGGAGACCUGAGGUGGUUUCAGAGAUUAAGGUUAAAGAAUACCUUUUUGAGACCUCGUUAAGAACUGGAAAUGAAAAAAAUAUUGGAAGAAUUCCUGAAGGAAUACACACACGGGACAGUGAACAAGCACUCUAUGAACUACUCAAAUGUAACCAUAAUAUAAAAGAAGCAAUUGAGAGGUAUUGCUCAAAUGGAAAGGCAUCUCAAGAAGAGAUGACCGCUUGGACAGAAGAAGAAUGCAGAAACUUUGAACAUGCACUUCUGAUUUACGGGAAAGAUUUUCAUCUCAUACAGAAAAAUAAGGUGAGAACUAGAACAGUUGCUGAAUGUGUAGCAUUCUACUACAUGUGGAAGAAAUCAGAACGUUAUGAUUACUUUGCUCAGCAAACAAGGUUUGGAAAGAAGAGGUACAACCAUCAUCCAGGGGUCACGGACUAUAUGGAUCGGUUGGUAGAUGAAGCAGAAGCCCUUGGUGGAGCAGUACAUUCUUCAGCCUUAACUGCUAACAGCAGAACAGAGCCCAUUCCUGAUCAACAGCUCAGCAUUCUGAACUCUAUCACUGCCAAUGACUUGACAGCAUUGACCAAUAGUGUAGCUACAGUCUGCCACUCUACAGAUGUGAACUGCUUGGAAGAUGCCUUUUCUCCUCUGGACAGCUUACCCCGAGCACCAGUUAAUCAUGUGCCUGUUGUAACAGAAGAGUUGCUUACCUUGCCUAAUAAUGGUGAAAGUGAUUGUUUUAAUUUAUUUGAGACUGGAUUUUAUCACUCGGAGUUAAACCCAAUGAACAUGUGCAGUGAAGAGUCAGAGAGACCUGCCAAGAGAUUAAAAAUGGGGAUUGCAGUCCCUGAAUCCUUUAUGAAUGAUGUUUCUGUAAAUAACUUGGGUGUGGACUUUGAGAACCACACACAUCAUAUUACCAGUGCCAAAAUGGCUGUCUCAGUGGCUGACUUCAGCAGUCUAUCUGCAAAUGAGACAAAUGGUUUCAUCAGUGCCCACACUCUACACCAACAUACUGCCCUUCACUCAGAAUGAUUCCAGUGGUGGACUACAAAAACAGCGGGUACUUAAUGCAGCAGCAGACUUGAUGGGAACUGUCAGGUUUGCUUAGUCUUUCACUGGAAGUUUGAACUUUAUGACAUCAGUGAUGUCUUUGUAUGUAUAGAACUAUAUCUUGAUUUAUCAAGAAUAAUUUCAUUUUUCAAUCCAUACGUGUGGAAAUGUCCUAUGAUGUUCGGCAGAGUUUGGGAUUAAGAGAACUCUGGUGCAGCUUUAAGCUCUGCUUCAAUUUUUUUUAAAGCCUGUAGACAGAGGUCACCAUCUCAAAACCAGCACAGAAGUUGUGAACUGAUUGAAGUGGCUUUUUAGUCUAAGUUACUUUUGCCGUAACAGAUGCAGUGGAAUAACAAUGUUUACAGGUACAGAUCCUGAUUCCUGCUCAAUGUAGCAUUUUUUUUUUUUAAUAAAGGCAGGGAUGGGUUUCUUUAAUUUAAACUGCACAAAGAAGGAUAUUUUUUAAUGGAACCUUCUCUCGUGUGAUACUAAACUAGGGCACUUCAGUUUACAAAACAGCGAGUUCAUCUUGGUGGAAGCUAGCACAAGGGACUGUAUGAGCAAAGUGUGAAGACAUACACUUAGAUGCUGUUGCAAAAUUAUAGGCCAUGGCUACCUUACACAGAAGUAAUUAUACUGCCAGAAGGUUUCUGUGUACUUAAACUUAUUGGCUAAACAAAUGCAUUUUAGAAUAUUGUAUUUUGAUGGGGUUUUGUCCACAACUUUUAAGAGUGUAUUGUAAUAAAUAACACCAGUUAUUUGUAUCAAUUUUUUUCUGAGGCAGCUGAUGUAUAAAGCCACAGUCUGCAAGGUUUAGGAUUGACCACUAAAUGGUUUACAUUUGGGACACACCUUAAAUUGUUUGGAGCACUGCAGUUCAUUUGAGGGACUAUCUAGAUUUUUAUAUAGUGCAGUACAACCUUGAAGUAUACACUUGAAAACUUCCUUUAGCAUGGAUUGUGUUUAUUUCUUUUGGCAAGUCAUUGUCUCAAAAUGGCAUUUCAAUACUUUUCUCAAAUGGGAAUUGACAGCAGUACAAAUGCAUCUCAUACUCAAAAUUGUUUAUGCCAAUCAAUUUUUUGGUGAAUAUUAAGAUGAAAUUUUGGGUCACCAUAAAUUAUUCCAUUUAAUACCCUUUUAUUUAAGUUGUGUUACAGAUUCCGACAAAACAUAGUAUUGGUAUGUGAGAUGCUUCCAGAGCAUACAACUUUCAGGUUUGUGCUUUUUUUUUUCAUUUUUGUUUACAAGAUUCUGAAGUUUAGCCCAGUACAAUUGAAUCGCAGUAGACUUUCCCACACACACUCAGAUUUUUCUUUGCACUGUCUGUAAUGCAGAUUAAUUGCCACUAAUUUGCUUGCAUUUUUUAAAAUGCUUAAGUUUGACUGCAUUGGUAAUAUUUGUAGUAAUUGCUUCAAGGUUAUGCUGAGUAAUUUAGUAGUAGAGACUUUGGGUAGUAUUUGAAAGGGACGAGGGUAUUUAUUAUAUAUACUGUGAACUGCAUUGACAUCCUGAUUUUUGGAUGCGGCGUACUCCCAAGUUUUCUUUACAGCAUUGUAAUGAAGAUUGCUUUGAACUGUUUACGCAAUAGCACAUUUACCAUAAAAAUUAGUUUAGCACAGUGGACAAAAGUAGUUAGCGAUAAUUUGUUAUCAAUUCUUUAACUUAAACAUCUGAAAUAUGUAAUUCUAGUAAGUACACAGUAAAUAACGGGUAGCCUUGGCUACAAAUGUCAGAGUACAACACAGGGUCAAGUUGUCAGCUUCUUGUUGCUGUGUUUUGUGCUGAACUUUGUACCUUGUUUCUUUUGUUUAUGAAUCAACACAUUUUUAUGUAAUUUUGUAAAAUACUGGCCAUAUUUUUUCAUUGUUAUACAUUCAAGUUUAACUAUGGGUUUACAGUGGCUGGUCUGUAUAAAAAUCAUUACACAAAGAUGACUGAAUGCUUAUACCAGUUGCACUUAAAUGAACAUGCCCAUUCUCAUUAGCUGAUGCAGUAAUAUAUUCAGUUUAUCUAUGCAUUGCUGGGAUCUUAAUAUAGACAGAGACUUGUCUAAAGUUUGGAUUGUCGGCAAGUUGAAUGGACACUUUAGUUAUUUAAUAAAGACUUUUGACCAAAAUUCAGAAAAUGAUAUGAGAGAAAAAAGAUUUCCGGCUAGUCUAAUAGAUUUUUAAAUUCUAAUCUUAUUUAGCCUCGUGGCUAGCUAGCUGGUAACGUUUACUUUUAAUUCCUUGUUAAAAUGAGGCAAUAAUUUGCAAGAUUUGUAAAUAUGUACAUUCUGCAUAUCUUUUUAGAUAUCUAUUUCAAUAUUUUCUGACUACUUGUGUAUAGUAACAUUUUUGUGCAUGCUUGAUGUGACAUUCAUAAAUUUGUACCACUAUGACUUUAUCCUUGUAAAAUAGCUAUUUAUUGAAUUUUUCUUUUAAAAGCUGGACUUACCUAUUUUUCUCUCAGUUUAAACAUUUAAAUGGAGAACUUGUUACUGUUUAUUAAAAGAAUUGCGUUUUGAGGGUCAGCAUGAAGAUAACUGAAUUGCAACCAUAUGAAGAAAUUCUAUUGCCUUGAUUCUUGGAUGGUGAAGCACAAUUCUUGUAACAAACUGUGAUGAAUUCUUUGUCCUUUGCCACGUUUUUUUCUUCAUAUGAACAAACCAAAAAUCCAUAAUGGGCAAUUGCAGUGUUGGUAGAUGUAUCUUUUAUGUACAGGGAAUCUGAAGAGGAUAGCUGAUUCAUUUAGAAGUGUAACUGGUGCUGUGAUUAUAGCAAUACUUUUACUUUUGUUAGUCAUGUCAUCUUCUCAUGCUAGAUUUUUAAAUGUUUAGUUUUCCUCUUGUCAUGGUCAAACUGCUGAAUUUACUUGAAGGAUGUACAUUACUGUUUGCAGAAUACUAAAUUGUGUACAAUUAGGUCAAUGAAUUGUGCAAUUGUUUCCUGUUUUUAAUUUUUAAAACUGAGGGUCAAAAAUGUGUGAAAACUUCAGAUCCAGUAGAACAUAGUAAUACUACAGAAUUUAACCAAAGUCUCUAGUGCAUAUUUCAACUUUGAAUGUAAACUAAUGGAUAAACUGACCAACAGGGACACUAUUUGCCCAGAAUUACAAGCACAUUAUCUACAAAGGGGAAACUAAAUACAGUAAUUUAUAAAAUGACAAGGUUACUAUUUUUUUAAUGUUUUUCACUUAAGGAAAUUACCAAUUAUUGUUUAAAAUAGUAUAGGUCUGAUUAUGGCCCUCUUACGCCACCAGUGAUUCCAGCCUUUCCCAGUUUGAAAUAAGCACCCUGUGUAUAAUGACCUAAACCAGUGACAAUCGGAACAAGUUUUAGUAUCAGAUGUUCAAGAGGAAGUCGCUAUUGUUGCAUUGGUUUUAAUAUUUGUACAUAAACACUGAUUUUUUUGAGCAUUAUUUUGUAUUUGUUGUACUUUAAUACCUGGUGUACAGUUCCAGAAAUAAAUGUCUGGAAACCUUU